Molecule: messenger RNA, 1237 nt
Organism: Camarhynchus parvulus
Lineage: Eukaryota; Metazoa; Chordata; Aves; Passeriformes; Thraupidae
Gene: SZRD1
Product: SUZ RNA binding domain containing 1
Exons: 5
Coding region: 1-939 (312 amino acids)
Source: RefSeq, a predicted model, not a curated record
AUGGGAGAACAGCCCUUUGUGGAGCUGUUUCACCAUCAGAUCCCGCUGGCGGGUUGUGUGGGGACAUUGUUGUCAGGGGAAGAGGUGAUCGCUGCCACGCUGUCUGUCCCGCAGACCCGCAUCCCGCACGGAGGAGCCGGCUCAGCAUCGCGGGCCCGUGCCCUGCCCGAGGGCGGGCUCCAGGAGCUUCAAGGAAAUCCCGGAUCCACGGCCAGGAGCCCUGGGAUGGCCCAGGUGCUCUGUGGGAUAACCUGGGAGGAGCCAUGGAAUGUCCCAGGAAAACCACAGAAAUUAAAGGAAAUCGCCUCAAACGCCCGCCCGGAGCCCGGUCCUCCCGGCCGCCAGGGGGCGCUGUGGCGCCGCUCUCCGCCGCCGCUUCCCGCCCUUUCCGCGCGCUGCGCGUGCGUUGCCGGGCGCGGGCCGGCGGGCGGCGCGCAUGCAUGCGCGGGCGCGCGGGCCCGGCGGCGGACGGGAAUUAAAAUGGAAGAUGAGGAGGUCGCGGAGAGCUGGGAGGAGGCGGCCGACAGCGGGGAAAUAGACAGACGGUUGGAAAAGAAGCUGAAGAUCACACAGAAGGAAAGCAGAAAGUCCAAAUCUCCUCCCAAAGUGCCGAUCGUGAUCCAGGACGACAGCCUUCCCGCGGGGCCGCCGCCGCAGAUCCGCAUCCUGAAGCGGCCCACGAGCAACGGCGUGCUCAGCAGCAGCCACCCCGCCAGCCGCCCCGCCUUCCCCGUCAAAUCGCUGGCACAGCGCGAGGCCGAGUACGCCGAGGCCAGGAAACGCAUCCUGGGCAGCGCCAGCCCCGAGGAGGAGCAGGAGAAGCCCAUCCUGGACAGGCCGCCGCGGAUCUCGCAGCCCGAGGACGGCCGGCAGCCCAACAAUGUGAUCCGGCAGCCGCUGGGCCCCGAUGGCUCGCAGGGCUUCAAGCAGCGCAGAUAGAGGCGGAGGCGCCGUUCUGCCGGCACGGACACACGGACCCGGGCCAGGGGACCUCCCGGGGUGAUUUGCACUGUGACCCUUUUGCUCUGCCCACUGUGACCUUCAGCCCCACGCACUGUGACCUCCCCUCUCCACCCACUGUGAGCGGCCGUGGCGGCAGGGCUGUCCCCCCGUGCGGCCGGGGGACACGAGGGGCCGUGCCGGACUCGGCCGGGCGCAGGGAGUCGUGCGUGUCCCACUCGGGUCGGAGCGAGCGCCAGCAAUAACGUUUGUUGUACUCCAAACCUGGCAUUUAAGG